GCGGUGCAGGUGUGGGCCAUUGUGAACAGUUGUGGUGCAGGUGUGGGUCAUUGUGAACAGUUGUGGUGCAGGUGUGGGCCAUUGUGAACAGUUGUGGUGCAGAGGAAGAUGGAGAUCAUUGGAUUACCAGCUGCAGAUGGACCACAACUACACCAGCUACAACAACAACAACUACACCAGCUACAACAACAACAACUACAGCAAGCUGAGUGUCAACAAGAAGGUCCACCAGAUAUCGACUACCACCAACAGUUUGCUGUGAGGCCACACCCACACGAAGGCCAUCACCACCAACUCACACUUCAUCACCAACACCCACAACACCACCACCAGGAAGCUCGCAGGGAUACAUACCCUUCAGCAGGAGAUAAGAAUCAGCUCCACGUCCCUCUAGGCACCUCCUCCUCCAACGAGGACGACUCGAAUAUCUGCAAGGAAGAGCAAACAUUGAGAAGGAACCACCGUAUACAACUAGAAGUUAAUAAUGUAAUAAUUAGACAACCAGAAAUUGAGACAGUUAUUGAUGCGAAGGUAGAGCUAGAAUACAGGAAACGUUCUGCGGACUUGGAGGUUCGACGCCUGAAACUAGAAAAGCUGCGCUCAACCAUCCUGCUGGACGACCUGCAGAGUCUGCAGCAGCUGCUGGCGGAGAGCCCCCCACUGGCCCAUGACACCCUCCUCUGUGAGCACGGUGGCGCAGCGGCACACCUGGCCUCGCAGGUGGGGCGGCCUCGGGUGCUCAGACACCUGCUCAACACUACACAUGUUGACCCCAACGCUACAGACUUCUACGGAGACACGGCACUGCACACUGCCACCAGGCAGGGCCAGGCAGAGGCCGUGGCAGCCUUGCUGGAGGGCCAAGCUGAUUCCACCAUCAAAGACCAACAGGGCAGGACAAUAGCACAGCUGGCGGCAGCUCUAGGGCACACAGCUAUCCUGAAGCAGCUGUGGCGCCACGAUCCACAGAUCCUGCACCAGGUGGACGCCAGAGGCGCCUCGCUGCUACAUUACAGCGCAGCCAAUGGCAGAGAAGCGACCUCGAAGUGGCUGGUGCGGCAGGGAGCGUCGAACUCAGGAAAGAGAGCAGAUGGAGUGAGGCCUCAUCAAUGUGCCCAAGCCAGGGAUCAGGACCGUCUGGCCGCCUAUCUGGCUCUAGCCUCCUCUAGCUCCGAUGUACUGGUGUGGUGGCUGGUGGGUUGGUGGCCUCUCAGACACCUGUCACUGGGGCUGUACAACUGGGCCAGCGGGUGUCACCGAGUCCAACUAUGCCACAUUGACGACCUGUUGAUAGAGAUGUAUAGAACACCUGUCAUGCAAGGCGGUCCUACCGCUAGUGAAAGACAGAUGUCAAGGGAACACGUAUCCAUGCACAGACAGCAACAGCUGCACGGACAUAAACAAUUGAUUGGACAGAUGCAACGGCAAGGAGAACAACAGUGUCAAAUGGAAGAACAGCUAGUGGGGAGAGAACACCUGAACAAACAAAUAACGAUAGACGAACAAAAACAGAGGCAUUUACAAGAACAUUUGCAUAGACCACAACGGAAGCACGAACAAAAAACAGGAAUUAAUCAAGAACAGCUGAACAGAAAAAGACAGUCACACGUGAUGAAUACACAAGAACAGCUGCAGACUGAAGAACAUUUGCAAAUUCAAGAACAAUUUUACGAACAAGAACAGUUUAACGAACAAGGACAUUCCAAUAUUCCAGAACAGCUAUGCGAGCAAGAACAUUUUCAUAUUGAAGAACAGCUGCGAAAACAACUACACGAAAAUGAACAACAACACCUAGGCAGACAAGAACAUUUGCAGAUAAGGGAUCAGGUGGACAGCGAAGAACAGCUGCACGUACAAGAACAGCUGCACAUAGAAGAACAGUCGCACAAACAAGAACAGCUGUACGUACAAGAACCGCUGCACGUUCAAGAUCAGCUGCACAUACAAAAACAGCUGCACGUUCAAAAACAGCUGCACCAACAAGAAAAACUGCACGAACAAGAACAGCUACACCAACAAGAACAGCUGCACCAACAAGAACAGCUGCACCAACAAGAACAGCUGCACGAACAAGAACAGCUGCACCAACAAGAACAGCUGCACGAACAAGAACAGCUGCACAUACAAGAACAGCUGCACGAACAAGAACAGCUACACCAACAAGAACAGCUGCACCAACAAGAACAGCUGCACCAACAAGAACAGCUGCACGAACAAGAACAGCUGCACAUACAAGAACAGCUGCACGAACAAGAACAGCUACACCAACAAGAACAGCUGCACCAACAAGAACAGCUGCACCAACAAGAACAGCUGCACCAACAAGAACAGCUGCACAUACAAGAACAGCUGCACGAACAAGAACAGCUACACCAACAAGAACAGCUGCACGAACAAGAACAGCUGCACCAACAAGAACAGCUGCACGAACAAGAACAGCUGCACCAACAAGAACAGCUGCACGAACAAGAACAGCUGCACCAACAAGAACAGCUGCACGAACAAGAACAGCUCCACCAACAAGAACAGCUGCACGAACAAGAACAGCUACACCAACAAGAACAGCUGCACCAACAAGAACAGCAGCACGAACAAGAACAGCUGCACCAACAAGAACAGCUGCACGAACAAGAACAGCUACACCAACAAGAACAGCUGCACCAACAAGAACAGCUGCACGAACAAGAACAGCUACACCAACAAGAACAGCUGCACCAACAAGAACAGCUACACCAACAAGAACAGCUACACGAACAAGAACAGCUGCACGAACAAGAACAGGUGCACCAACAAGAACAGCUGCACGAACAAGAACAGCUACACCAACAAGAACAGCUGCACCAACAAGAACAGCUACACCAACAAGAACAGCUGCACCAACAAGAACAACUGCACGAACAAGAACAACUGCACAAACAAGAACAGCUACACCAACAAGAACAGCUGCACCAACAAGAACAACUGCACGAACAAGAACAGCUACACAUACAAGAACAGCUGCACCAACAAGAACAGCUGCACUUACAAGAACAGCUGCACGUACGAGAACAGAUGCACAAACAAGAACAGCUGCACCAACAAGAACAGCUGCACCAACAAGAACAGCUGCACGUACGAGAACAGAUGCACAAACAAGAACAGCUGCACUUACAAGAACAGCUGCACCUACGAGAACAGAUGCACAAACAAGAACAGCUGCACCAACAAGAACAGCUGCACCAACAAGAACAGCUGCACGUACGAGAACAGAUGCACGAACAAAAACAGCUGCACGAACAAAAACAGCUGCACGAACAAAAACAGCUGCACGAACAAAAACAGGCGCCUGUCGACUUAACCAGUGAUCAGAACAUGGCGGCCGUGAUGGCGCUGGUCCACUGUCUCUACCACACCCGACCGCUACGCCACGGCUUCUCUCACCUCUCCUACAGGUAAGGAGGACUUCUCUCACCUCUUCUACAGGUAAGGAGGGUUACUCUCACCUCCUACAAGUAAGGAAGAUUUCACAAAACAUUCGAUUUUGAAGCGAAUCAACUAGGCUAUUGUCUCCGUAUAAACCCGAAACGCAUCGGACGUUUGUGCUAGGUUUCAAAUCUCAGUUCCAUUCCCUGACAUGCUGGCUCAAACCAGAGCCGAUAGGGCUCUGCGGCCAGCCACCACUAUGGAAUGUAUCUCUGGUAAGCCAAAGUCAGUUGCCUGG
Molecule: messenger RNA, 3700 nt
Organism: Procambarus clarkii (red swamp crayfish)
Lineage: Eukaryota; Metazoa; Arthropoda; Malacostraca; Decapoda; Cambaridae
Source: RefSeq, a predicted model, not a curated record